Molecule: messenger RNA, 708 nt
Organism: Salpingoeca rosetta
Lineage: Eukaryota; Choanoflagellata; Craspedida; Salpingoecidae
Exons: 6
Coding region: 1-708 (235 amino acids)
Source: RefSeq, a predicted model, not a curated record
AUGCCUGCGCUCGCCAUGCAGCCAGGCAGCAAAUCUGCACGAGCAGAGAACAGGAGAGCCAAGAACUACACCAACGAACACUUCUCUCGUCUCUCCAAGAAGAACACCUCAGCCACAAAGCCAAGUGAACUACAGGCGGAUUGCUGCUUUUCAUCAUCAAGAGUCUCAGACUCCAUCUGCUUGCUCAUCUCAUCUCUGCAACCAGCAGUGUCUACCACAGCUUCCACCCGCACACGGUCACCACCUGCGAUUUCCGUGUUUGAGUGGGCCACGAUCGCGCAGCACCUGUUGGAAACCCAAAGCCAACCCGCAAGCCCAGGCGAGGAGCUCGACGACAUGCCAAACCGCCGCCACCGGCACCGCCGCCACCGCCGCAGCAAUGCGCGAGCCCUGUUCAACCUGAUGCUCACCUGCCGCAACCUGUACAAUGAGCUGCCAUGGGCAAUGCCCAAGUGGCACCUGGCCAACCUCGGCCUGCUCGUGGGGUGUUCGGAGCACUGGACCACCACCAUCAUCACCACUACCACAUCACCACCAUCAAUGACUGUUCCCCACGUUCUCCGCAGCAGACCUCAGGACCUUGUUCGACACCACCACAUCCGCACCACCCGCUCACCACAACAGCGACUGGCAGACCUUACCAUCGAUCUCAACCAAGCAGCCACCAGCACCACCGCCGUCACCACCAAAAGCAACCGCCAGCGUUAG